Messenger RNA from Suhomyces tanzawaensis NRRL Y-17324, 1731 nucleotides. RefSeq names its product Cntp (gene CNT). Gene Ontology annotation, molecular function: symporter activity; nucleoside transmembrane transporter activity. The record is from RefSeq and is a predicted model, not a curated record. The transcript has a single exon. The coding region runs from base 1 to 1731 and encodes 576 amino acids. NCBI's taxonomy places the organism in Eukaryota, Fungi, Ascomycota, Pichiomycetes, Serinales, Debaryomycetaceae. Gene Ontology annotation, biological process: nucleoside transmembrane transport. Gene Ontology annotation, cellular component: membrane.
AUGGAAGCCCCAAGAAAAGACCAGGACAUCGUCGAGAAAGACCUCGGGGUCUCCCUCGAAAAAGAGGUGUCCACCGAUGCCCAAUCAGACUCCUCCCGCUCCUACAUGCUGAAAAUCAAAUCCAGAUUUCCCUGGUACAAACUCGCUAUCAGCAUUUUUGUCGGUGCAUUCUUCACUGCCUGGUGGCUCUCCAUCUUGAUCCAGGACAGAACCAGACCUAAAUGGUUGAUUCCAACCGUUUUCUACUGGAUGCUCAUGAUCAGGCUCAUCACCCUCCACACGCGUAUCUUGCCGUGGGUGUUCUCGAAGUGCCAAUACGUGUGGUACUUCGUGACUGAACGUCUCUACAAGCUCAUGCCCCAGAGAUACCAGAGAUUGCUUGUUGGUGCCACUGUCACCGUGGCUGUGAUGUUGGUGGGAGGUUUUGUUCCCACCGAAACUGAAUUUUCCAAAAGACAGGACCGUGCGGUGUCGUUUUUCGGUAUAGUCGUGGCCAUCGCAGGCUUGUACCUUACCUCCAACAACAGAUCCAAGAUCAACUGGAACACCGUCAUUGGUGGCAUGUUGAUGCAAUUCAUUGUAGCGUUGUUCGUGCUUAGAACCUCGGCCGGUUACGAUAUUUUCAAUUUCAUUUCCGUUUUGGCCAGAGAACUUUUGGGUUUCGCCAAGGAAGGUGUGGCCUUCUUGACCAACCACGACGUCGCCAACAUGGGUAUGUUCUUCUUCGCCGUGUUGCCCUCGGUCGCCUUCUUCGUGGCCUUCGUGCACAUCUGGUACUACUUCGGAGUUAUCCAAUGGGCCAUUGGUAAGUUUGCUUACUUCUUCUUCUGGUCUUUGAAGGUUUCUGGUGCUGAAUCUGUGGCUGCUGCUGCAUCGCCUUUCAUUGGUAUCGGUGAGUCUGCCGUGUUGAUUAAGGACUUGAUGCCCUUGUUGACCAAAGCCGAGUUGCACCAGGUCAUGACUUCUGGAUUUUCCACCAUUUCUGGUGCUGUGUUGGUUGGUUACAUCGGCUUGGGUCUUAACGCAGAGGCCUUGGUCACCUCCUGUGUCAUGUCCAUUCCUGCCAGUUUGGCCGUAUCUAAGUUGAGAUACCCAGAAACUGAAGAGCCAGUGACUGCCGGAAAAUUCCAGAUCCAGAAGUCACACGACGAAAACGACCCCGACAAGCCCCAGAACGUGUUGCAAGCGUUCUCCCAGGGUGCCACUCUUGGUAUCAGAAUCGCUGGUACCAUGUUGGCCCAGUGUUUGUGUAUUAUUGCCUUGGUGUACUUGUUCAACGGUAUCUUGACCUGGUUCGGUAACUUCUGGGGCAUCAACCACUUCAGUUUGGAGUUGAUCUUGUCCUACAUCAUCUACCCAAUUUCUUUCCUCUUGGGUACCCCAAGAAACGAAGUUUACCUCGUCUCCAAGUUGCUUGCUACCAAGUUCAUCCAAAACGAAUACGUUUCCUACACCAUGAUGAUGACCCAAUCCCCAUACAAGGACAUGUCCAAGAGAGGUAUCUUGAUUGCCACUUACGCCAUGUGUGGUUUCUCCAACUUGGGUUCCAUGGGUAUCACCUUGGGUGUCCUUAAUACCUUGACCCAAGGAUCCAGAUCUGCUGAUGUUGCCAGUACCAUUUUCUCUGCCUUGAUCAGUGGUGGUAUCAGUACCUCCAUUUCUGCCGCCAUUGCCGGUAUGCUUAUCCACGACUUGGGUGGCUACAACUUGGGCCCAGCCAACAACGCAUAA